Messenger RNA from Erigeron canadensis, 1534 nucleotides. RefSeq names its product mRNA cap guanine-N7 methyltransferase 2. NCBI's taxonomy places the organism in Eukaryota, Viridiplantae, Streptophyta, Magnoliopsida, Asterales, Asteraceae. Gene Ontology annotation, molecular function: mRNA 5'-cap (guanine-N7-)-methyltransferase activity. The record is from RefSeq and is a predicted model, not a curated record. Gene Ontology annotation, cellular component: nucleus. Gene Ontology annotation, biological process: 7-methylguanosine mRNA capping. The transcript is spliced from 11 exons. Bases 138 to 1196 code for a protein of 352 amino acids.
UUUUAUGCAGAGGUAAAUAAAAAGGAAAAGUUGAUAAUAAUGAUGAUGAACAUGAGCAGUAACAAUACUAAUACACUAAUACUAAUAAUAAUCCAACAAUAAAUCAUACACACAGCAAUAACAAUAACAACAACCGGAUGAUGGCUGAGUCAACUCACCACUUUCUUCUGGAAGCCAUCAAGACAGCUCUCAUCAAGAUUUUCGUCUCUCCAUAUGCCACCGUGUGUGAUUUAUAUUGCGGAAAAGUAUUAGAUGAAGAGAGAUGGGAUGAAGCUAAAAUUGGUCACUUCAUUGGAAUUGAUGAAGCAUCAUCUGGAGUUGGAGAAGUUCGAGAAGCAUGGGAGAGUCCGCACAAGACUUAUACUUCCGACUUUUAUGAGCUUGAUCCUUGCACUGAAAAUUUGGAAGCAAUUUUGGGUGAUAAAGCAAACACAGUUGAUAUAGUUUGUUGCAUGCAACGUUUGCAGUUUUGUUUUGAAACCGAGGAGAAAGUACGAAGACUUCUACAUAAUGUAUCAUCUUUGUUGAAACCGGGGGGUUAUCUUAUUGGUAUUACUCUGGACUCAUCUACUUUAUGGGCAAAGUAUCAGAAAAGUGUUGAAGCAUACCACAAUCGGAGUGGUGGUAUGAAGCCCAAUCUUGUUCCCAAUUGCAUUCGAUCAGAAAGCUAUAUGAUCACUUUUGAAGUUGAAGAAGAAAAGUUUCCAUUUUUCGGGAAAAAAUACCAAAUGAAGUUUGCGAGUGAUGCUUCUGCUGAAACACAUAGUUUGGUGCAUUUUCCAAGCUUGAUAAGGUUGGCUAGGGAAGCUGGUCUUGAGUAUGUUGAGAUACAAAACUUGCUAGAAUUCUAUGAUGAUAAUAAAACACAGUUUUCGGGGAUGCUAGGAGAAGUCGGUCAUGGUUUUCUGGACCCCAAAGGAAGACUCUUACCGAAAUUCCAAGAUGUACUAGGUUUGUAUACCACAUUCAUAUUUCAAAAGCCUGAUCCUGAUGUUACCCCUCCGCUUAUGACCCCAUUGUUGCAUAAUGUAACCCAAAUCCUUGACGAGAGGGAUUGGCAAGGUAGCGUGUGGAGGGACGAAGAGAAAACUGGAGCAUCACAUGCAGAAUCAUCUUUUUGCCUGAGCAAGAUAACUGAACAAAAAGGGAUAUUAGGUCCUGGACCUUCAGACCUGCGUUUCUCGGAAGCUAUCUAACCUUAUUUCCGGUGUUCAACUAACGUAACCAAUCAAUCUAUGUAUUUAUGUUCAAGAACUAAGUAGGAAAAUGACGGAUUUUUAACUUUUAUAAUCCUAUAUAUAGGAAAUAGAGUAUUAUAUGUUGUUUAUUGAAAUUUGACACGUGAGACAGCAGGCAGACUCGAAGGGAUUGAUUGUGAGAUAGAGACCUAUUUUCGAGAGCUUAAAAGUUAAAGUUGGUAUAGGAGCAUUGAUUUGAAAGCAGUCACUUCCUUGAUUAUUAAUAGUACAUUUUUAGGUAUUCUCCUUCAGGGUAAAGUUUAAACUGGUUACAUAUCAAGUUUGUUCAGUCUUUA